This is a messenger RNA of Arabidopsis arenosa, 3442 nucleotides long. The record is from the annotation of a GenBank genome assembly. Lineage: Eukaryota; Viridiplantae; Streptophyta; Magnoliopsida; Brassicales; Brassicaceae.
AAUCCCAAAGCAAAUAAGAUCAAAAGGUUAGGAGAAGGAAGAAACCCUCCCUUCUACAAACCCUAGAUUUGAAGAUGUCAACCGAGACUUGUCUUCCACCGAACAGUGAGAUGGUACCAUCGUCUCAUGCCAAGUGUACAACGAUCCUUCGCGUGGCCCAUGCCUUAUAUCGCACCGAUCCUCGGAUUGCUUACCUAUGUGUUCAUGGUGCGCUUGCGGAGUCAAAGAAGAUUGACCCCUUGGCAGUCUUAAGUGAGGUUGCAAUCUUUAACAUGUCCCUUAGGUUCUGGAUCCAAAGGAAUGAUGAAACAAGUGAACAAGGGAAAUUUCAGCCUCAUACCGAUUUACCUCCUUUGAAAAGUUUCUAUCUAGACUAUUACGAGAAAAACGUCAUGGAUGUGAUCAAGAUCAUUGGCAACCAGUAUACAGUUUUGAAAGAAAUUGAGUCAAGUGCAUGGACUGCUGCUAACCGUGCCAUCAAUGCUGCCAUUCCCGCCCGUGAAGAUUAUAGUUUCAUCCAACAUGCAUGUAAAACAGCUGGUGUUCUCUUCAGAGUCUUGGAGCUUCUUUCCAAAGAUGUACAACUUCCUUCUGAGUUUUUGGAAGCCGACACUGAUGUGAAACAACUAGCUAAAAUCUUUAGGCCUUACAACCUUUUUCCCCUCUAUAUUGGUGGAGAAUAUUCGAUGAAGAGACUACCUGAGUUACAAGCUGCGAUAACCGCACUAUCUUUCCCAUGGUGCACUAUCUUGCCCAUGCGGUUUGAUGCUAACCCCAGCCCAGCCCGAGGCCGCGAAGACCUGCCUGCGAAAAGCCCUAUACUAGAACACAAGACCUCGGGUAUGCCUGCAGGGUUUGGGAUCAGUCCACGAGAGACCGUUGUUAGCACUUCAGCAGUUCCCCGCGUAGACGAUUGGUUCUUUCCUGCCACAGGAAGAUUCAUCAUCAUCAUUCUGAAGAUGGAUUCAAAUGUUAUAUUUUCUCAAAAUGUCAUCAACGGGUUCGCGCCGGUGCUAACUUACGCAGCCUGCGAAUGGUUCCUCAUAUUUCUCAUGUUCAUCGAUGCUCUUCUCUCGUACCUUCUCGUCUGGUUUGCCCGUUACUGCAGAUUGCAGAUGCCAUGUUUCCUCUGUUCCAAGCUUCUUCAUCCUCUACAUUGGAGAUUUUUGCUCUGCAGAAACCACAGAUCAGAGGUCUCAUCUUUCAUGUCAUGUCAGAAUCACGGCAACAACCUUGCUGAUUGUCGAGGCAUGUGUGAUGAUUGUCUCUUGUCGUUUACCAAAAUGUCCGGUCCGAAUCCAGAUAUGAAUAGAUUGCUUCUUGGUAAAUUAGGGUAUGAUCUGCUCUCUAGAAGCCAUUUUGCUCACCCUAGAUCCUGUUCUUGUUGUAAUAAACCGUGGAGGACGAGGCACCAUACACAGAGACUGAUUCGGUUAGGCUCUCGGGGAAGAAACUCUGCCGGUAAACCCAACAUUCCUGCUCCACGGCAUCUUAGCCGUCGAGGAAGCGGUGGAAGUUUGAAGAAGAUGAGAGAUCAUAUGGCAACAAGUGGUUCUGAGUAUGUUGAAGUUGGAAGCCGCAGCGACGGUAUGGCUCAUGUGGGUUACACAGAGCUGAAGAUUCACUCGGAUUCUGAGUCCGAGUUCCUGUUUUCAGAUGAUGAUGCAUUCCUCCAAAUAACUGACUUCAAUGUUGAGCCAAAUGAGAAACGUGCGCACAAGUCUCGAAGGCGGAAAUCGUUUGAACACAAGAAGAUGCCGAAUCAUAAACAGCCUGACUUGCAAGCCAACCAGGAUAAGAACAUUUAUGUAGAAGAUAAAGAAACCGUCGAAUCUAUAAUGCCUGAGCAUAAUCUUGAAAACAGGACUCGGCAGAAACAACCUGUUAAGGCAAAGGAGCAUCAUGAUGUACUCUCUGAGCUGAUAACUAUGAGUGAAGCUCGUCCGUUUUUACUGGGUUCACCUCGAAAGUAUGAUGCAGGAGCAGUGGCACAAAAUGAAAAUGAAGCUGAGGUAAGUGGCAACUCAUCCCCUUCUGGCGGAGAAUUUUUGAGUCCUUCUGGAGAAAACGGUGCCUCUCGGGAAAUCCGAAAUCAUGAGCAUGAUGAUCCCUCAGAUUUUGCUCAAAACAUCCCCAGUUCAGUUAUGGAGAUAGAAGAAUUUGAGGCAGCUAUGGAGCAAAAAGAGUCUAAUCACAUGGAUGUGCCUGUGUCUGGUUCUGUUGCAAAUGAACCGUCUAGUGAUGAGGAGAAUGGAGUUGAAGGAGACUCCAAGCCUUUGAUAUCGAAUACUAUGUCAGAUUCUCUGGAACAGGAACAGUCAGGUGAGGAAGAAAGCGAGGUUAAUGAAAACAAUGUGGCAGAAGAAUACUUCAGUAAUGAAGAAGAAGAUGAGGUCAAUGGACAUACCGAGCCCUUGACAUCAAAUAAUGAGUCUGGUUCAUUUGCUGAAGAACGAUCCAGUGAGGAAGAAGAUGGAAGUAAUAUCUAUUCGGCUGCAAAAGACCAUUCCAGUAACGGAGAGGAUGUUGAUAAUGAAGAAUCGGAGCCAAUGACAUCAAACAAUGUGACUGGUGUUGUCACAGAAGAACACUCGGAUAAAGAAGAGCAUGGAGAUCAUGAAGAGACUGAGCCUUUGACGUCACUAAACAUUUCCAAUGAAGAAUCUUCAUUAGAACACAGUGAUAAAGAUUCCUCAAAGGUAACAGAGACUCGUAAUACUUCUAAUGGAUCACCGGAACUAAAGCACUCUGCUUCUGUAGAAUCUUUUGUAAGCAUCAGCAGUGACAUCGAGGGCGAAAGUCUUGUUGAAGUAUUAAAGCUACAACUAGAGCAUGGAAGGAAAUCCCUAAGAGAUUUGAAUAAAGAAUUAGAGGAAGAAAGAAAUGCCUCAGCCAUUGCUACAAAUCAAGCAAUGGCGAUGAUCACGCGGUUGCAGGAGGAGAAAGCAGCUCUUCAUAUGGAAGCUUUACAAUACCUGAGAAUGAUGGAUGAGCAAGCAGAGCACGACAUGGAUGCACUUGAGAGAGCAAACGAUGUCUUGGCUGAUAGGGAAAAGGAGAUACAAGAUCUUGAGAUGGAGUUAGAAUAUUAUAGAGUAAAAUAUCCAGAUGAGCCAAGAGAAGAAAUUCUUGCUAGCAUGGGGAUUCUCGGUAAUAUAGAAGAAACAAGUGUCACCUCACCAACUGAUGAGACCAGCAAUAAGGCUUCAACAGACACCAAACUUACCGGUUCUCCAUCAGCGGAAAAUUAAGAAAGAAUACACAUUUCAGAAACGACAUCAAAAUUACUAGAGGAAGAAUUCCCAAGAGUGCUCCCCAAGGCCUGAGAGAACUUUUAGUACUGAUGGUCACAUGAGACCAUACAGAAUAAUCUGCAGAGGCAUAAAGAUACUGUACCAGCAUUCAUUGCAGAAGCAUUGGUGAAGAAAGCAAUUCCCAACAU